Mya arenaria is the source of this 12002-nucleotide messenger RNA. RefSeq lists its product as uncharacterized. The transcript has 18 exons. NCBI's taxonomy places the organism in Eukaryota, Metazoa, Mollusca, Bivalvia, Myida, Myidae. Gene Ontology annotation, biological process: protein phosphorylation. Gene Ontology annotation, molecular function: protein kinase activity. The coding region runs from base 257 to 5104 and encodes 1615 amino acids. The record is from RefSeq and is a predicted model, not a curated record.
ACAUUGUGCGUGCGGCUUCAGAAUUAUUUAUUAUUCAACAUUCGUUUUAGUGAGAAAUAUGGAAAUACGGGAUUUUGUUUGAACAUUGGAUGAAAGCACGCCAUUGAAUCAAAGUAAUUGGAAUUGAAAAUACAAGUAGUUGGAUGAAAGCACGCCAUUGAAUCAAAGUAUUUGGAAUUGAAAAUGGAAGUAGUUGGAUGAAAGCAAGCCAUUGAAUAAGAGUAAUAAGAAUUGAAAAUGGAAUUAGUGAAUCACCAUGGAUGAGCACCUAGCAUUCAACGGAAAAGCUGGGAAGCUCGACGAACGUGUAUUUUCAAAGCUGAAAUUACUAUGCCGGCCUGUUAAAGCAAGACAAGACAACGCACAACAAGGCAAUGAAACAACGCUUGUUUCACAAGAUGAUGUCCCGUUCUACAACACACGUCUUGUUUUACACACGGUUGAAAAACCUUGGACGGGGGAUCUAUCUGAGGAAGAAAUAGAGAAUAACCUGGAACAGAUAAUUCUACAUUACGCAAUUGUUCCCCAAGUGGCCUACUACAGAAAUGAACAGACUGUUAGCUUCGUUGCACCAUACUUCGGAGGGGGUACCUUAGAUGAAGUAAUACAGAAAGAAAGAGAUAAAACAGCAGCGAUCGAAACGGAAAUACCAUCUGACAGAAAACCGGAAAUAGCACUUGAAAGACCGCAAACGUUAGAAUGGAAGGAUAAGUUACGAAUACUUUACCAAAUAUGCCGGGCCAUUGAAUAUCUUCAUCAGCCACCAAAAUGUGAAAGAAAACCUGUAUCCCAUGGCAACAUUUGCAUGCAAAACGUUCUUUUGGAUGAGCAGAAGAAUGCCCGAUUGUUAUUUUUUACACCAAAAUCGGUCGAAGGAGGAGUUGGGGAGGAACAGUUUCAAGAGGACAAAAACAAAGAUGUGCAAGCCUUCAUAGAAAUGACUCACGACUUCCUUAAACAAAGCAGGAAGAAAACAGAUGUUCUUGCACGUAAACAAACGGCUGUUACGAUGACAGAUAUAAAAAAAGAAUUGGAGUCGGGUCUUAGAGGAGAGGGUAUCAACUGGUGGACCCCAUCGCAAGACGUUGGAAAAACGAAAGACAAGUGUGAGAUUUGCUGCAUAAAUAAGCCCGAGAAGACUUUCCAAAAGCUUACACAUGAUCGAUUAUGUGGUUCCAAAAUACAGAUGUGCGUUGGAUGUUUAUGGAACUGGCAAUACAAUCCCGUCAAAUGCCACACGUGUGAUCAAGACAAAAUACGGUCCCCAGUCGGUGAUUGCUGGGGUGCCAUUAUCAUAGCGGGCACAGAUGAGAAGCAGGAAAUUACAAAAAGUUUUGAAGACGAUAUAGAAAAGCUGAAAGAUAGAGUAAUUACAAAGGCGACUUUGAUGGGUGUAAGGAACAAUGUUGUCACAGUAAAGAAAUCCAAUACAACGUAUGGUGAACAAUUAGAGAAGGCGUUCAACAAUGUUGAUACUCCAGAGAUCACCACCAUCGUACUAGUUUAUUCGGGUCAUCAUGGGGAUGGAAAAUUUCAACUAGAUACUUACCCGUUGAAAGAUAGUGAACUUGAAAUGAAAAUCAAUUGUCUUAAACAUGUGACGAAAGUAAUUGUAUUUCUUGAUUGCUGCUACCCAAAGAAGUUUAAUCUGGGUGACAAAGCGGUAUUGCAGAUCAAUGCCGUAACAAGCCAACAAAAAGCUAUAUGUGGACAAGCAGGUAGCCAGUUCGUAAAUGACAUUGUCGAUGUAUUGACAAAGCCCUGGGAAUGUAACUGUUGCAAAAAUAGACCUUUAAUAAGAGAUUAUGACAUACACAGGCAUUUCAACAAUCACCUCAACUGUUUGCCGACAGAAACAUCACAACAUUCAUACACACAAGGGGACAUUGACCACAUUCUAACGUUUAGAACAGUUGACCCUGGAUGGCAGAAAGCGUUGGAUGAAUCAUUAGAAAGCAGCCCAUUCCAAAAAUUGAGAAAUAAGCUAUUUGAACUGUACAAAGAAAAUGCAAGCACAUUAAGAGUUCGUAUUGACAUUGAUGAUGCACUUGAAAAAGUAUAUGAAGAGCCUAAACUUACUUUAAAGGAAAAUGGAAAAGAAGAAAGGCCUAUAGAUUUAAAUAACAUUUUUCGAAGCAAAGAGGGCACGAUGGCUAAAACGAUAUUUGUUGAAGGAGAGCCUGGCUCUGGAAAGUCCUCGCUAUGUAAGAAGAUCGUUCAUGAUUGGUGUGAAACAAAACAGGAACCGGAGGGGCAGUCAACGGAUAAAUGGUGUGAAAUGUUAAGUCAGUUUGAAUUCGUAUUUUACGUAAUUCUCCGAGAGGCAAAGGAUGAAUGCAACAUCUCGAAUAUGAUAUUGAAAUAUAUUAUUGCCAGGAACAGAUUAGAACAAGAAAGCGAAAGAAUAUUGCUUAAAGACAUUUUGGAAACCAACACCUGUCUGCUAUUGCUUGAUGGCCUAGACGAAUGGCAGCAUCCUGAAAAGUGCACUCUGAGUGAGAAAACUCCCCAUGUUGAUACAAGUUGGAAGAAAUGUACCCUAUUCACCACAACUAGGCCGUACAAACUGGCUGAGCUAAAAAUAGACUGCUCUAAGAUUGGGAAUCACGUGAUGUUGAAGGGAGUUACGUACCCUGACAAACUAGUUAAAAAGAUAGUUUCUAGAUUAAAUACCAUUCACGGCACAACAAAAUUAAAGGAUCAAUGCAUCACGGACAUCAAAGAAAAGCUUAUGUGGCAUUUCAGUAAAUGUCCAAUCAUGUUAGCUCACAUCGUUUGGCUUUGGUACAAGGGAAAGCUUUCGGAAGAUAUGAAACGUUCUGAUCUUUACAGAACCUUGCUGAGGGAACGAUGGUUUGAAUUAUGUGAGAAGAACACAUCAUGUAAUGAAUCCAAAUACAGCGACAUGAUAAAUGCUCUGAGCCAAAUAGCAUUUGAACAGUUAUUUGCUAAAGAUGAAGAUAGUACAAUUGUGUUUGAAAUAGAUCAGGAGGAGAAUACGAUCUUCAAAAAUCAAAAAGGUGCAUCGUUAGAUUCUGGCAUCAUUUCCUGCACCAAUAUUCCUGGUGAAUAUUCUCCGAAAUACCACUUUUUGCACAAAUCGUUUCAAGAGUACCUAGCGGCGCUGUAUUUAUCAAAAGAUAUUUCAACGUCGAUCUUGCAUAUCAAAAAAACAUACCAAAUUCACAGAAGUGAAAGCGGAACUAGCUUGUCCGAAGUUUUAAUUUUCCUUUGCGGUUUGAAUUCCAAAGCUGCCGAAGAACUUUCGAGAAUAAUGAAUGAGUUGUUCACUGAAUUUUGCGAAAGAGAUAGUAAUUAUAGUUACGAACAAAAUGAGUUUCAGAAAAAGAUCAUUCAAGGUCAAAUAGAGCUAGACAGGGGAGAAAGAUCCGGGGUGAAAUUAAGCCUACAGCACUUACAUCUUGAAAAAUAUAACAGGCUUGACAGAGACGAAAUAACCGUCUUAGAGGAAAAUAUAAAGACAAACCCAUCAUGCAAAGUAUCAUUGUAUAUAUACCUCAACCCCACACUUGCAUUGUCCUUAGCGAAGAGUAAUGACAACCAAGUUCUUGAUUUAGAGAAUUGGAGGGGUCUGAAGUACGUCGAAUUAAACGCAAACAUUUACAAAGAUGUCGCUGGUUUGAAUGUGAGUAAUUUAGUAAAAUGCAAAAUACAAUUCAGUUCUCCCCAGCAAGCUCCGAACCUCGCAUCUUCAUUCUACAACUCUGAUAUGAAAACAAUGAAAUCACUUCAAGUGUCGAAAUGUACAAACUUGAACUGGCUACAUAAAGAUCUGGAACCAAAAGGAAUCCUUAAAGUAGGGAAGGGAAAGGUUUUGAAAUGGCUACAUCGACACGAAACUCUUAAUUUACGACGUAUUGAAAACCUUGAACACCUUACAGAACUUGGAUUAGAACAACUGUCGUACUCAGACGUGGUGAAUCUACCAGUGUCGAGACUAUACACACUUAGAGUUGAAUUCAUUAAGCUACAGCGAGCACCAAAGCUGAUGUCAUCGUUAUUACCACAGGGAAUAUGCAAGAAUGAGCGGGAAGGUCUUUUCUCUCACUUGAAAGACUUAUACCUGGAAAAGAUUCACAUGUCAGAGGAGCAGUUCAUACGACUAUCGCAGUCUUUCAUUAAAGCGGGAGGUACGUCAUUGCAGUUGUGGGAUUGUUCCAUAGAACCGGAAUAUCAGAAUGAAUGCGAGCAGCAGGUAGUAUCAUCUGAGUGUACAACACGUAUUUUACUUGGGUUUGUUACCAUCACAGUAGAGGGGUUUAUUCGACUUAUUGACUACGUGACCAGAUGCGGUCAUUCCGUGGACUUUCACUUGGGCUCAACAACCCUGGAAUCAAACCCUGCUGUUGAACAACCAUCCUUACCGAUGUUGGUUGCACAGCCUAUCUCAGCUGAUUAUACCACGGAGUUGGAACUAUCUCUUAUUAAGAUGUCAACAGAACAAAUGUGUCAAAUCGUCGGUAGGAUUAAUCAACUCGACCAUUCAGUAACAUUAACAUUGGAGGUGUGUACCGUAAAAUCAGACGAGUACAAUCCGCUGAGGCAUCAGAUGGUGCCUCCUCCAAACACGUCACUAAACUAUACCAAACAUAUUAAGAUCAAACACAUGGAUAUAUCGGAAACAUUGUGUUUGUAUGUUGCUUCCAGUGCAAUUUAUUUUGGAUACACGUGUGAGAUAUCAGCAUGUUUUAUACUGCCCAGUGAAGUGCCGCAUGCAGACAAUCUUCACUUUCCCCAGAUGGCUGCCAUCCACUCACCUGGUCAUACAGCAAAACUCAGAUUUUAUAUCGUAUCAAUACCACAACACGUAGUUGAGCGUCUCGCCAGCCAAGCGGCAAUAUCUGGACAUUUGGUUGAGUGUGUGUUAGACAAGUGUGAAGUAGGGCCUCCCCCGGAUGUCUGGUCAUUGAAGGAAAAGAUUAAGGAAGACGCUGCCAUUCAGAUCGAGGAAUUCGAACCAAACAACGACGAGCUUCCAUUCAGUUUUGAGCCUGGCCAAAUAUGGAGCAUUCGUUUUAAAACAACCGCAAAGAAGUCUGCACUCGCAGAGUCCACUGCAGAGAAGCCCGAAGUUACGGAAUGAACACGCAUGUAGAACGGACGUCGGAAUGUUUGACAACGUGAGAUCACCACGGAGAGUUCAUUCAUGCUAAGUGUUAUUAGAACGUUUUACGAAAUUCGUGCCUGCAAUCUGGUAUUAGAGCUCAAUUAUACAAAGUGUACAAAAAAAAUGCAUAAUUGGUGCCUGCAAAAGGGAUACUUAGAGUACAUUCAUACAAAGUGUAUCGAGAAUUGCAGGAAUCGGGAGACCGGGAGAGCAUUCAUACAAAGUAUAACGCGAGAGACAUUUUGUGCCUGAAAUGGGGAGACGGAAGUGAUUUGGAGUUAUUUUUGUAGAUUUUUAAAUGAGUUUUUUUAGGGUGUGUUCCUGUAAAUAUUUUCUUUGACAGUAUUUUCACAAUGUAUAGACAUGUUCCUUUGUUUGUAUCAUUUGCACCAAGUUUUAAAAGAACGUAUUAAAGGUUGACAAUGAUACAGGUUCUUUAUUAUAGGAUGAAACAACUAUACUUCUUUAAUUAUAGCAUUUCCUUUUGGCACCUUUUAUCAAGAUUUCUUCUUUAUUUUGGCCCCCGUUAUAAAUAGAACUUUAUCUUUUCCAUUUGGCCCCCUUCAUCAAGAUUUAUCGUUUCAAGUUGAUCCCCUUUUUCAAAAUAUUCCUGAGCAUUUCGCGUUAGCGUUUACAUAUGGCCUCCAUUAUCAAGAAUGCUAUUAUACAUUUAACCCCCCCCCCCCCCUUUAUCAAGAGUUCUCUUUUUGGUAUUGCCUAAAUAAUCAAGAAUGCUAUUGUCCAUUUAGCCCCCCUUUAUCAAUAGUUAUCCUUUUGUAUGGCCUACAUUAUCAGGAAUUAUAUUUUCCAUUUAGCCCCCUUUUAUCAAAAGUUAUCCUUUUGUAUGGCCUCUUUUAUCAAUAAUGCUAUUUUUCGUUUAGCCCCCUUUAUCAAUAGUUAUCCUUUUGUAUGGCCUACAUUAUCAGAAAUGCUAUUGUCCAUUUAGCCCCCCUUCAUCAAUAGUUAUCCUUUUGUAUAGCCUACAUUAUCAGGAAUGAUAUUUUCCAUUUAGCCCCCUUUUAUCAAUACUUAUCCUUUUGUAUAGCCUCUUUUAUCAAGAAUGCUAUUUUUCGUUCAGCCCCCUUUAUCAAUAGUUAUCCUUUUGUGUGGCCUACAUUAUCAGAAAUGAUAUUUUCCAUUUAGCCCCCUUUAUCAAUAGUUAUCCUUUUGUGUGGCCUACAUUAUCAGAAAUGAUAUUUUCCAUUUAGCCCCCCUUUAUCAAUAGUUAUCCUUUUGUGUGAGCUACAUUAUCAGGAAUGAUAUUUUCCAUUUAGCCCCCUUUAUCAAUAGUUAUCCUUUUGUAUAGCCUACAUUAUCAGGAAUGAUAUUUUCCAUUUAGCCCCCUUUUAUCAAUAGUUAUCGUUUUCGUUGUUUUGGCCUCCAUUAUCAAGAAUGCUAUUUUUCAUUUGGUCACCUUUAUCAGGAGUGAAAACGAUCGGUGGAACAGCCAGACAUUGGACUUUGAUCAUUUUAUAGAUAUAUCACUCUGAUGUAACAAAGACGCCAUUUGCCAUUCUUGUUUUUGAUAUUGAUAUGUUUUAUUUAUGAUAUUGACUGUAAGAUGUGCGUGUAUUAUUGAUUUUGUAAUAAUCAUAAUGCUUGUAAAAGUAGUUUUGUCGUUUUGAAGGAAUUAUGAAAAAUAGUUAUCAUUGCUUAUUGAUUUGAGUUUAACCUGUUUAUUGUUCUACAUGAACAACAUAAUAAGUAAUUAAUAAUGCAUGUGUUCUUGGAUACCUACGUUUGUAUUUAUCAUUGGUUUCAAUAACACCCCGAGACAUGGGACAUUUAUAACAAUACAAAACUUUCAGAUAGAGAUAAGACUUAUUGAACGAUUGAACUACCUCUCUUUCCUAACUUCAUUCAUAUAUCAUAAUUUGUGUGUGUUUUAAGAUUACAUAUACAGUAUGUAUCAUUGGAGGAAAAGAAAGAAGCAAAAGCGUGUAUAACAUACUGUCUGAUAUAAACAGUUUUCCAUGAUUCAUGUUUUCUCUUUUUUUAUACGUUCAUGAACAUUGUUUCAAUAUCCUUAAUCAGUCAGAAUCUAUUGAUACAGAAAUAAUUGUGUCAAUAUGUUCCUAUUCAUAUGUUCUGAUCAUGAUAUAUGAUAGUUGGAUGUUUGCUUUGUGCAACUUGUAAAUAUGAUUUUUUUAAUGAAAAUACGAUAUUUUGUAUUGAAAAACACGAAGAAAUGAAAAAUAGUUCGAAGAAAUGAAAUAUAGUUCGAAGAAAUGAAAAAUAGUUCGUACUUCUGUGCACGUUUUGAUGCAUUUCGUGAUAAAUCCAUUACUUACAAGAAUUUUAACCCUAGAUUUCUAAUUUCUAUCAAUUGUAGUAUUCCCUUGUAAGUAAAUAAUACUAAUAAGUAAGCGGUACGUUAAAUGAAAGAUCAUUGUAUGAUUAUUUUUUUAGCUUUGAAUAACCUGUGAAAAUCUUGUUUUGGUACAUAAUUGAAUUCAGGACGAAAAACUUUAUGAAAAACGGUAAGAAAUCAAUAUGUACACGUUUCAUUGAAAUUUACUUAUUAAGAAUAUAUCUGUAUAUACAUUAACCUUUGUUAUUCAUAUCAGUUGUAGUAUGCUCAUGUAAAUAAGUACAUUGUUCAUUUAUUCAACUGAUUAGACGGUACAUGUACGUACUGAACAUUGUAUGAUGUUUUGUAUUUUGCUUUGUAUAACUUGUGUAUAUAGUUAUUGGAUGAGUUAUUGUUUUCUUAAACGGAAAGACGCAUUGUUUUAUUGGUAAAGAAUUGAAUUUAUAACAAAAGAAAUCAUGAAAAACAUGACACCAUUUGUAUUUUGCUUUGUAUAACUUGUGUAUAUAGUUAUUGGAUGAGUUAUUGUUUUCUUAAAGGGACAGACGCAUUGUUUUAUUGAUAAAAAUUGAAUUUAUAACAAAAAACUUCAUUAAAACACAAAGGAAUCAAUAUGUGAACGUUUCCUAAAAUUUCAUUUUAUGGAAAUUUCUGCAUAUAAUUUUAAACCUUGGUUAUUCAUAUCAGUUGUAGUAUUCCCAUGUAAAUAAGUACAUUGUUCAAAUAUUCAACAUAUUAGACGGUACAUGUAUGUACUGAUCAUUGUAUGAUGUUUUGUAUUUUGCUUUGUACAAGUUUUGAACAUAGUUAUUGGAUGAGUUAUUGUUUUGUUUAAGAGAAAGACGCCUUAACAAAUGAAGUUGACAGUACAAGAACGUGCGUUAAAUCUUCUUGCUUUUCCAUUGUAAUGAGCAUAGUGUUGAUGUAUUGAAAAUAUAAAACGUCACAUGAAAGAAGGAUAAUGGUGUCUGUAAUUCAUUUACAUUUCGUAAGUUAAUUACUAUACUGUUCAAUUACUGAACGCAGUCGACGUUACAUCAAUGUAUAUUGAUUGACACAAUAGGUGGCUGAUAUGUAUUUGCUUUCCCAAAUUGUAAUUAUGUUUUUUUCAAUUACUGAGCUAAAUAGACGGAACAUGAACGUUAGGUAAUGGUGUAUGCAAUUCAUUUACCUUUCCCAUGUUCAUUUCUAUUUUGUUCAACUUGUUGAACUUAGUAGAUAUAACAUUGCAGUCCAUUUAUGGUGUCUGCAAUUCAUUUACUUUUCAAUGGUUAAUUCCUAUAUUGUUAAGUUUAUAAACUUAGCAGAUGGAACAUAAACGUAAGUUAAUGGUGUCUGCAGUUUAUUAAAUAUUCGCAUAUUAAUUACGAUAUUGUUCACUUAUUGAAAUAAGAAGACGUAAUAUUAACGCAGGCUUAUGGUGUCUGCAAUUUGUUAACUUUUAUAAGUUAAUUACGAUAUUGUUCAAUUACUGAACGUAGUAGAUGGAACAUUAACGUAAGUUAAUGGUGUCUGCAAUUUGUUUUUCCAUAUUAAUUACGAUAUUGUUCACUUAUUGAACAAAGUAGACUUAAUGUUAACGUAGGCUUAUGGUGUCUGCAAUUUAUUAACUUUUUAUAAGUAAACAACGAUAUUGUUUACUUAUUUAACUACGAAGACGUAUUAUUAACGUAAGCUUAUUGUAUCUGCAAUUUAUUUGCUUUUCAUAAUUAUUGCGUUUCGACUUGAGGGUGUUUAAAAAAAAAUGGCAAAGGUUUUUUAUUUCGAAAUAUGGCCAAAUUUUAACUGUCUAGGUCGCAAUCGUUUACAAGUUUCAGAAUGAUAUAAGUGCUUUUUUAUUCAGUCUUAUGCAGUUUAUAAAAGAAAGAUAUAACUUUAUUGGAUAAAGUCAAAUAUUCCCAAUCGUGAAUUAAAUAUCCAUGCUUUGGAAGCUUUCAAUCACCCUUAUUGUUUAUAGAAAUGAUGUAAACUAUAAGUGCUGCAAGCAUGCUGUGUAAAAGACCUCUGAUAUAGACACAAUUCAUGGAUGAAUUUGUUCUAUGUAUGAAUGGUGUGUAAUAACUCUAUGUGUGGAUGGUGUGUAAUAACUCUUUGUAUUGAUAUUAUAUAAUAACUCUAUGCAUGAAUGGCUUGUAAAAAUAUAUUUUUGGAUGGUAUGUAAUAACUGGAUGUAUGGAUGGUUUAUAAUAUCUCUAUUAAGAUCGUGAUUGGAAACUCUAUAUGUGCAUGGUGUGUACAACUAUAUGUGUGGAUGGUGAGUUCUAACUCUAUAUAAGGGAUUAUGUUUUAUCACUCUAUGUAUGGACCGUGUGUAAUAACUUGCAUGGAAUCAUUGUAAUAAUCAUAUUUUAUGGUGUGUAAUAACGCUUUUAAAUGGAUGAUGUGUAAUAAUUUUAUGCGUGGGUGCUGUGUCACAGCUCUAUGUGUGUAUGGUGUGUAAUAUAACUAUAUGUAUGUAUGAUGCAUUCUUACUAUAUGUGUAGUAAAUGUAUGUAUGGAUAGUUAACAUUAACUCAAUGUUUGUAUGGUGUGUAAGAACUAUGUGUUUGGAUAAUGCAUUCUUACUAUAUGUUUGGAAUAUGUGUAAUAACUAUAUGUAUGGAUAGUUAACAUUACCUCUAUGUUUAUAUUGUGUGUAAGAACGAUUUAUAUGGAUGAUGCAUUCGAACUAAAAGUAUGGAUUGUUUGUAAUAAGUAUUUGUAUGGACGAUGUGUAGUAAAUGUAUGUAUGGAUAGUUAAAAUUAACUCAAUGUUUGUAUGGUGUGUAAGAACUAUGUGUAUGUAUGAUGCAUUCGAACUUUAUGUAUGGAUUGUUUGUAAUAAUCAUAUGUAUGGACGAUGUGUAGUAACUAUGUAUGGAGUGUGUGUAAUAAGUAUAUGUAUGGACGAUGUGUAGUAACUAUGUAUGGAGUGUGUGUAAUAAGUAUAUGUAUGGACGAUGUGUAGUAACUAUGUAUGGAGUGUGUGUAAUAAGUAUAUGUAUGGACGAUGUGUAGUAACUAUGUAGGGAGUGUGUGUAAUAAGUAUAUGUAUGGACGAUGUGUAGUAACUAUGUAUGGAGUGUGUGUAAUAAGUAUAUGUAUGGACGAUGUGUAGUAACUAUGUAUGGAGUGUGUGUAAUAAGUAUAUGUAUGGACGAUGUGUAGUAACUAUGUAUGGAGUGUGUAAUAAGUAUAUGUAUGGACGAUGUGUAGUAACUAUUCAUGGCGUGUGUGUAAUAAGUAUAUGUAUGGACGAUGUGUAGUAACUAUGUAUGGAGUGUGUGUAAUAAGUAUAUGUAUGGACGAUGUGUAGUAACUAUGUAGGGAGUGUGUGUAAUUACCAUAUGUAUGGACGAUGUAUAGUAACUAUGUAUGGAGUGUGUGUAAUAAGUAUAUGUACGGACCAUGUGUAGUAACUAUGUAUGGAGUGUGUGUAAUAAGUAUGUGUACGGACGAUGUGUAGUAACUAUGUAGGGAGUGUAUGUAAUAAGUAUAUGUAAGGACGAUGUGUAGUAACUAUGUAUUGAGUGUGUGUAAUAAGUAUAUGUACGGACGAUGUGUAGUAACUAUGUAUUGAGUGUGUGUAAUAAGUAUAUGUAUUGACGAUGUGUAGUAACUAUGAUUUGAGUGUGUGUAAUACCUAUAUGUAAAGACGAUGUGUGAUAACUAUGUAUGGAGUGUGUGUUAUAAGUAUAUGUACGGACGAUGUGUAGUAACUAUGUAUGGAGUGUGUGUAAUAAGUAUAUGUUCGGACGAUGUGUAGUAACUAUGUAUUGAGUGUGUGUAAUAAUUAUAUAUAAGGACAAUGUGUAGUACCUAUGUAUUGAGUGUGUGUAAUAAGUAUAUGUACGGACGAUGUGUAGUUACUAUGUAUUGAGUGUGUGUAAUAAGUAUAUGUAAGGACGAUGUGUGAUAACUAUGUAUGGAGUGUGUGUAAUAAGUAUAUGUAUGGACGAUGUGUAGUUACUAUGUAGGGAGUGUGUGUAAUAAGUAUAUGUAAGGACGAUCUGUAAUAACUAUGUAUGGAGUGUGUGUAAUAAGUAUAUGUAAGGACGAUGUGUAGUAACUAUGUAUGGAGUGUGUGUAAUAAGUAUAUGUACGGACGAUGUGAAGUAACUAUGUAUGGAUUGUGUGUAAUAAGUAUAUGUAAGGACGAUGUGUAGUAACUAUGUAGGGCGUGUGUGUAAUAAGUAUAUGUACGGACGAUCUGUAGUAACUAUGUAUGGAGCGUGUGUAAUAAGUAUAUAUAAGGACGAUGUGUAGUAGCUAUGUAGGGCGUGUGUGUAAUAAGUAUAUGUACGGACGAUGUUUAGUAACUAUUCAUGGAGUGUGUGUACUAAUAUGGCAAUACAGUGGAGUCGUAUUUUUACUGUAAAAUGAACAUAUCUAGUGCUGUUCAUAAAUAACUAUAUUUUGAUUAAAAUUUAAGCCAAUAAUUGAAUAGAUGUGUGUAUGAUAUAUAUACUGUUUUAAGAGAUUGAACAAAUGUGUUUAUAUAGUGUAUUUUGCUACUAGAGAUUGAGUCAAUGUGUGUAUUUGAUAUACAUUGCUAUGAUAGAUUGAAUAAAUGUCUGUGAAUGA